This is a messenger RNA of Pelobates cultripes (western spadefoot toad), 465 nucleotides long. The record is from the annotation of a GenBank genome assembly. Lineage: Eukaryota; Metazoa; Chordata; Amphibia; Anura; Pelobatidae.
AUGACUAACAACUGCAACCCUCAAUGUGUACGGGCCACCGGAUUUCUAGUCCCUCGGAGGGGAGAUUCCUGCCGUAUCAAACGGGACCUUACCUGGCCCAGACGGAGCCCGACAGUCACGCUGACCACAGGCGGACCUGGUCCUGAUUCCCCCCCCCCCCCCAAGGGGCACCAGGCAGCCCUGCAUAAUCAUCUCCACUCGCUGAUCCCACCGAGCAGCAGAACAAAAGAGACACUGUAUCCCUUACCGGCAGCUCAAGCAGCAGAGGAAAUGCCAUCACACGGGCUCGCACACCUACAUGCCCACACGGAGAGUAUGGCCCGCAGACAAUGGGAGUUAGCCUCCACCGCCACAACGAGCCAUGUAGACAAACUGGAGGAGCCACGCUGCCCAGCAAACGGGACCCUUACUCCACCUGAACCCACAUGGUUACUCGUCUACUGUGAAAACACCGGAGGGGGAUGA